Molecule: messenger RNA, 1489 nt
Organism: Rhineura floridana
Lineage: Eukaryota; Metazoa; Chordata; Lepidosauria; Squamata; Rhineuridae
Exons: 2
Coding region: 71-1066 (331 amino acids)
Source: RefSeq, a predicted model, not a curated record
AACAGCUUCUUUCGCCUCUUCUUGACUUCUCUCCAUCACCUGUCAGUGGCCAACCUCCAUCCUCUCCACCAUGGCAUUCUGCUGUGUACCAUCAAGCUGCAUCCCAUCUGGACAAAUAAGCGGUAGCCAGCCUUCCAGCCACCCAUCUUGUGCCAUUCGAUUUGAGCUGACCUAUCCAGGGAGCAGUUCCCAGCACUCUAGUGGCCAAACCUCUUCAAGUGGACGCGUUGCAUACCUGUGUCUCCAGCCUAGCAGUGGCCAGUCUUCCUCUCUUCCGAUGAGCAGUGGUCAGUCUUCCUCUCGGUCAUCCUCUUGCACUCCAUGUGUGGCCAUCCUUCCAGUGAGCAGCGGCCAAUCUUCCUCCUUUCCUGCAAGCAGUGGCCAAUCUUCCUCUCCUCCAUGCUAUGUCAUUCCUUGUGGACCCAUCAAUGCAGCAAGCAGUGGCCAGUCUUCCUCUCAGCCAUCCUCUUCCACUCCGUGUGUGGCCAUCCUUCCAGUGAGCAGUGGCCAGUCUUCCUCCUUUCCUGCAAGCAGUGGCCAAUCUUCCUCUCCUCCAUGCUAUGUCAUUCCUUGUGGACCCAUCAAUGCAGUGAGCAGUGGCCAGUCUUCCUCUCAGCCAUCCUCUUCCACUCCGUGUGUGGCCAUCCUUCCAGUGAGCAGUGGCCAGUCUUCCUCCUUUCCUGCAAGCAGUGGCCAAUCUUCCUCUCCUCCAUGCUAUGUCAUUCCUUGUGGGCCCAUCGAUGCAGUGAGCAGUGGCCAGUCUUCCUCUCAGUCAUCCUCUUCCACUCCGUGUGUGGCCAUCCUUCCAGUGAGCAGUGGCCAGUCUUCCUCCUUUCCUGCAAGCAGCAGCCAGUCUUCCUCUCUUCCAUGCUGUAUCAUUCCAUGUGGGCCCAUCAAUCCAGUGAGCAGUGGUCAGUCUUCCUCUCAGCCAUCCUCUGGCAUUCCAUGUGUGGCUAUCGUUCCUGUGAGCAGUGGCCAGUCUUCCUCUCCUCCAGUGAGCAGAGGCCAGCCUUGCUAUGUCCCAAUUUGUUUCGAGCCCUCCUCUCCUUGUCGUCACCCUUGCUAAACCACCAAGGAACAUCUCUCCUGGUACACGAUCACAUCGAGAAUUGAAAAUGGUGGUACGGAUUCAUGGCUAAGCUGAUGGGGACUGGGUACCCAAAGCGCUCAGCAUUCACACUUCUAACUGAGGCUCUGUAGUUUCAGCACCUGCGCAUCAUCUUUGGCGCUCAGUCCCUGCUUGAAUGUUCUUUGACCCUGUCACUUCUGAAUGAUCCCUUUCGCUAGCUUUCACAAUCACUCUGUUUAAGCAGGGAGACAUGACACAUUGUUGUCAAUUUUCCCUGUGAGGGUUGCUAUUAUGUUUGCUCCCCAAUGCUAGUCGUAGAUUCGAUCCAAUGCUGUUCAUUCCUCUUCAUCGCUUUUGGUAUGAUGUCUUUGAGUUCUCAAUCUGUUCGCUCUUAAUAAACUCUGCUCUGGUGCAUAGAAA